GUCAGUUCCGCCACAUAUCAAGAGGCCUGAUUAUGCCGACGAUCCGAAAGGUGUGUCCAAAUCUGAAAUGAGCAUCUCAAAUAGUAUCAUACAAGUGCUGAAUAAUGAUGAAAUCGAAGCCAUGCGAAAAGUGUGCAAGCUUGCUAGAGAAGUUUUGGAUAUCGGUGCAGCUGCUAUCAAACCUGGCAUAACAACCGACGAAAUUGACAGAAUCGUACACGAGGCUACUAUAGAACGUGAUUGCUACCCAUCACCUUUGAAUUAUUACGAAUUUCCAAAAUCAAUUUGCACAUCAGUGAAUGAAGUUAUUUGUCAUGGUAUUCCUGAUCGUCGAGAGCUAAAGGAGGGUGACAUCAUCAAUUUAGAUGUGUCUCUAUAUCAUGAUGGAUUUCAUAGCGAUUUAAAUGAAACCUAUCCUGUUGGUCGUAUAGAUACGGAUAUGAGGCCUGGAUUUUUAUACCGUGAUCUUGGUGCAGUAAUUGAGAGAAAUGCAAAGGCCAAUAAUUGUUCAGUUGGUCGUACUUAUUGUGGUCAUGGUACCCAUAGGCUAUUUCACUGUCCACCAAAUGUUCCUCACUAUACAA
Dentiscutata erythropus is the source of this 584-nucleotide messenger RNA. NCBI's taxonomy places the organism in Eukaryota, Fungi, Glomeromycota, Glomeromycetes, Diversisporales, Gigasporaceae. The record is from the annotation of a GenBank genome assembly.